AUGAAAGAGGCCAAUCUCAUACGACUGGUGAACGUCUUUUCCAUAAGCAGAAUCAUUUACGUUGCUCCAUUUAGGAAACUUACGCUCACCGACAAGAAAAAACUAAACAUAAUGAUCAGGCGCUGUUACAAGUGUGCGCUGCAUCUCUCCAUGUCUACGCCCAAUGCGAAACUCAAUGACCUAGGACUUCACAAUACUAUAGACGAAUUCAUUGAAGCUCAACGUAUAUCGCACUACAAACGAUUAGGCCAAACUCGCACAGGACGUCAUCUCAUGUGCUCACUCGGCAUACCUUACGUCUCCCAGUUUGGCCAGAAACUCCCAAUUCCUUCGGACAUUCGCGACACUUUCGUGAUUCUCCCCAUAUCACGCAGUAUGCACCCUGAAUAUAACGUGGAAAGACGAGUAGACCGCGCCAAGCAACUAGGCAAGCGUUACGCGAAAGCCACGUACGUGGCGUAUGUAGACGCAGCGGAAUAUCCUACGCAUCGGGCCAUGGCCCUCGCUGUCGCCACCGGGCCGCAGUACAUAAUUACCGCAACUGGCACCAUUCGCGCAAACAAACCAGAAGAAGGCGAAGAAGCAGCCAUCGCUCUCGCCUACGCUUCAACCCAAGCAUCCUCUAUCAUCAGCGACUCCAAUACUGCCAUCCGCAACUUUACCAAAGGUUUAAUCUCCCAACCGGCGCUCCGAAUUCUCACAAGUACACCUCUGUUACGUCGUCGCCGCGUUGAGAUCGUCUGGACUCCGGGCCACUCUGGGCUUGCGGGGAACGAACACGCUCAUGACGCCGCCCGAGCUCUCGUCCACCGGGCGCGUCAUCCAACAGAGCACCACCCCUCGCGACCUGACGCGGCUGAGCGAGAGAUGAUGGUCUCCUCGUUUCGCGACAAUGCAAGGGACAGAAUGCUUACCUUUGGAGAAAUCCUAAUGUAUUACCGCAAGGCCAGACUUAAAUACCCACCACCAGACAACUUCCAACUGGAAUGGCCUUUCCGCUGA
This is a messenger RNA of Rhipicephalus microplus (southern cattle tick), 1002 nucleotides long. RefSeq lists its product as uncharacterized. The record is from RefSeq and is a predicted model, not a curated record. NCBI's taxonomy places the organism in Eukaryota, Metazoa, Arthropoda, Arachnida, Ixodida, Ixodidae.